UGGCAAUAUUACAGCUACCAUUAUUUAGCCUUCCUCUGCAGAAACACAUAAAAUAGGGGUGGGGGGAAAAGGAGAAAUCCAAAAUUACCAUCGAACAAAAGAAAAAGAAAUAAAUUUUGGGGGAAGAAAACACCACCGUUUGUUUGUUUGACAACUCUGCUUGGGUGCUUCUAGUUGUUGGUUGGUAAGUAUCAGUUUUAUCAGUAGCAGCAGUAGCAGCAGCGGCAGGCGGCAGCGGCAGCCUGGUUUGCGAGUUGUUGGGGGCGGAGGUUGUGAUCCAAAGAUUUCCAUUCCAAUCCCAGACACGAAUUCAAACUCUUUCUCCAACACGAUUUUGAUGGUCCUUUAUUGUUUCGCUUAACUUGAUUGAAAAAUGGCAUCAGCCGUUUUGGCCAGAGUUCUCUCUUCUCACCGCUUCCUUGUUCAAUCUACUUCUUCUCCUCUUUCUCGGAAGACCCAUCUCUUCACAUCCUUCUUCAGCAAGAGACCAUUCAAUUCCGAUCCUGCUUCUUCCCAUUGGUCCUAUAACAAGUCCACAACUCUGUUCUGUAGAAUGGUUUCAUCAGUGGCUGCGUCACAAGUUUCAUUCUCUAAUAUGUCUCUGCAUCCUACGGAACCUGUUGUUUCGGUUGAUUGGCUCCAUGCAAACCUUCGGGAGCCUGAUAUGAAGGUUCUGGAUGCAUCUUGGUAUAUGCCGGAUGAGCAGAGGAAUCCACUCCAGGAGUAUCAGGUUGCACACAUUCCUGGUGCACUUUUUUUCGACGUAGAUGGCAUAUCAGAUCGAGCUACAAAUUUGCCACAUAUGUUGCCAUCAGAAGAAGCAUUUGCUGCUGCUGUUUCUGCGCUUGGUAUUGAAAAUAAAGAUGGGUUGGUCGUCUAUGAUGGUAAAGGAAUUUUUAGUGCAGCUCGUGUUUGGUGGAUGUUUCGAGUUUUUGGGCAUGAUAGAAUAUGGGUUCUAGAUGGGGGACUACCAAGAUGGCGUGCUUCAGGAUUUGAUGUUGAAUCAAGUGCAUCUGGAGAUGCAAUCUUGAAAGCUAGUGCUGCCAGUGAGGCAAUAGAGAAAGUAUAUCAGGGGCAGAGGGUUGGGCCAAUCACAUUCCAAACCAAAUUUCAGCCGAAUCUUGUUUGGACACUUGACCAAGUUAGGGAGAAUAUUGAAGAGAAGACACAUCAACAUAUAGAUGCUCGCGCAAAGCCAAGGUUUGAUGGUGUUGCACCAGAGCCUCGAAAGGGAAUCAGAAGUGGUCAUGUACCUGGAAGCAAGUGUGUUCCAUUUCCUCAGAUGUUGGAUGGCUCACAGUCACUCUUGUCUGCUGAUGAGCUGAAGAAAAAAUUUGAAGGAGGAGGCAUCUCUUUGGACGAGCCGAUCAUAACUUCAUGUGGCACUGGUGUAACUGCUUGUAUUCUUGCACUGGGCCUUCAUCGACUCGGGAAGACUGAUGUUGCUGUAUAUGAUGGAUCGUGGACAGAGUGGGGAGCGAAUCCGGAUACGCCUGUCUCAACUUCUGAGGAGGAGUCUGCAUAAAAAAUAAUAUAAUGCUUCUAAACACGAAUUUCAAGUUUUUGCCCUGGUCCACUAGUCAUCAGUGAUUCUGACGAAAGAAGUUGUAUUCAACGGAAUUUGAUUAUGUAUCUUGAAUUUUUUCAUUUUCUGGGGUGGUGGAUCCAAGAACACAAUUCGAUGUCGUUAUAAAUUUAUUUUGCUUCAA
This is a messenger RNA of Coffea eugenioides, 1709 nucleotides long. Its product is annotated as thiosulfate/3-mercaptopyruvate sulfurtransferase 2-like. Gene Ontology annotation, molecular function: thiosulfate-cyanide sulfurtransferase activity. Gene Ontology annotation, biological process: transsulfuration. Gene Ontology annotation, cellular component: mitochondrion. The coding region runs from base 374 to 1525 and encodes 383 amino acids. The transcript has 12 exons. The record is from RefSeq and is a predicted model, not a curated record. NCBI's taxonomy places the organism in Eukaryota, Viridiplantae, Streptophyta, Magnoliopsida, Gentianales, Rubiaceae.